Molecule: messenger RNA, 1861 nt
Organism: Amyelois transitella
Lineage: Eukaryota; Metazoa; Arthropoda; Insecta; Lepidoptera; Pyralidae
Exons: 2
Coding region: 410-1567 (385 amino acids)
Biological process (GO): positive regulation of Notch signaling pathway
Cellular component (GO): nucleus
Source: RefSeq, a predicted model, not a curated record
UAACACUGUAAAUUUGUCAGUUUUCAGAUUUUCACGAAAUUUGGUACACAGAUAAGAGCUGACCCUACGGAAGAACAUAGGCUUUUUAUUACGUAAAAAGGGGUAGAAGUUGUUUAAAGAGGGGAAUUAAAGAUUUUGAGUAAACUUUAACGAGUAGCAGCUAUUCAGCCACAGAAAUCUGUGAAGUCAGCACAUAAGAGAAAAGCAAAGGGCUCAAGCUUUGUCGUUGUCUGUCACGACGUAGAUUUCAAUGUCAAAACAAAAGACAUUUGAUGGUGUUGUGAUGGUGUUUUGUGCGCGCUCGUUAUUAUUUACAAUUCAAAACACUACGAGUUCAUACCUAUGUAAUUUUAAUUGAUUUUCAUUAAAUAUUCAAUCUCUCUGCAACUUCCAACCAUAGAAAAACAAAAUGCUGGAUAUUUGGAAUGAUUGUAAUCUCUUGCCACCUCCAAUAUGUACUACUCUACACACCGACAAAAUAGAUGUCAAAAAGUUGAAACAUAUCUUCCACAAUAUAAUCAACAUAUUAUCAAGACAAUCGCCACUGCACAAAGAAAGUGCUCUCCUGUCCAGGUUUCUGUACAAAUUUGAUAAAAAGUUUCGCAACGACAUUGGCUACAGAAACUUCAAGAAGGUGAACACUGCUUUACGAAAAUAUUUAUCAAUGAAUCUGUUGAAAGACGUUGAAAGUUUCAGUUCUGUUCUACCAUCGUCCGGAGAAGAAUUAUAUCUUCCGACCAGACAGAUGUUACAGUAUAUUCUUAUAAGAAUAAUAACAUUUUCAAAAAUAAUGUUUAGGACUUGUGUUUGUUCAAAACAAUCUGCUAUAUUUUAUAUGGACAGGUUGAAGAGGGGCGAAAGUCAUUGGAUGUCGCUGAUGCCGUAUAGUCUUUUAAGUCGGAUAUGGUCCACAAGUUUAGUUCUACUAGAACAUUCUACGUCUUGGUAUACAGAUUUGUAUAAGUAUCAAGACAAAUUGGUAUUGAAAGGGCUUGAUUUAUUACCAAGUGGAUAUGAGUUGCCUAAUGAUUUUCAAACUUGGUUGGACUUGGACAAUAUUGAUAGCUAUGGAAAGUUCAAUUGGUCAAUUGAAAAACAGAAAUUUGAUCCGGGAAUCUUGGAGAACGAUGAAAGCGAUAACAUUUUGGAUUAUGUAAAACAAAUCAAUGAGGAAUAUGCUGAAAAUGAUGAUUUACCUGAGCCUGAUAAAGUAAUAAGUGAGGAAACACAGCUUGCCAUUAUAGAAGAGCUUCCUGUUAUUGAUAAGGGUGAGACAAUAUCAAGGGAUUAUUUUAAAAAGUUCUUCAAAACUGAAUCAGUUCCAGAUAAGAACAGCCAUACAUCAGCUCGAGUUACAAACAAGUCUUCACUACAGCAGUUCUUGAAGAACGAGGAAUCAUUAAGGAAUGAUGGUGAUGAUCAAUCAUUAACUAAACACCUUAGUUUCAUGCAAUGGCAAGUACUGAAAUCAUCAUUAGAAAAACUGAAUGAGUCUCUGGCUAAUAACAGGAAAAUUGAGAGAAAGUUCCAGAAGAUCUGGCAAGAAAAAUGUUUAGAUUAUAUUUAAAUAAAAAGGUAUUAAAAAGAGAUAAAGAUUGUUUUUAUAUUUUUGUUUGUAACAACUACUGGACCAGUUAUGACGAAAUUUGGGACAGAGAUAGAAUAGACAAGAUACUUUUUUCUGCAAAUUCUCACGAUAGCAAAGCUCAGCACAAAAGCUAGUAUUCAAUAAAAAGAUUUCUUAAUUUUUAUUAUUUAUUUGGUAUGUACAAUACAAUAUACUUAUUACAGCACCAUUUUUAUAUAGUAACAUUGGAAACUGACAAUAAAUAAGCUUUAUAGGUAUUUUUCUUUUACAUAA